GUAGUGAUUAGAGUUCAGUGCUUGGACAGUGAAACUGUAGCAGUGUUUAAAUAUUUUAUUAUUAUUAUACUAUUAUAUUUAUUUUAUUAUCGAAGUUGAAUACUUAGAGUUGCACGUCUCUUUCUGUUUAUCAGACACCUGUGACCCGCAGAACUGUCAUGCUGUAGGGGGCACAAUAUGGAGUGGAACAUCCUGCACAGACAUGUUGCGAGUGGAGCGAAUUGUGUCCCUAACCGGGAAUCCAGAAUAUUGAAGUUUAUGUAAUCAGUUCGGCGAACCAAGAUGGCUGCGACAGUGGGGCUUGUUGGUGCACUUCUGAUGCAUAUAUGUACCAACUACGAAGCCAUUAUGAACGGAACUCAGCCAGACGGAGAACACAUCAUCUGUGACUUGGCGUCGCCAAAGAUGCUCUAUAAGAAGUCUCUGACCAUAGCUGCAUUGGAUGAGUUCCCGUUGAGUUACGUGGAGGACGGAGUCCCUAAAGGUAUCGUCUUUGACUUCGUUAACAUUCUGAAAGAUAAAUAUGGAUUCAACUAUACAGUCAAGAUGCCUGAAGAAAACAUCAUAGGAGACGCGGAUAUUGGAAUAAUCAGCAUGGUUCACAAAAAGGAAGUGGACAUGGCUGCAGCCUUCUUGCCUGUGUUCCAUGAGAUGGAUAACCUGGUCAACUGGUCGACAAGUCUGGACGAGUCUAAUUGGGUCGUCAUGAUGAAGCGGCCUUCAGAGUCAGCCACAGGUUCCGGCCUCCUGGCCCCAUUCGACUCGACUGUGUGGAUUCUGAUCCUCAUCUCCCUCAUAGCCAUCGGCCCCACCAUAUACAUCAUCAUCAUCAUCAGGGCGAAGCUAUGUAAGGGGGACGAAGUGCUCACAGCCGUCGUGCCGCUGGACAACUGCAUCUGGUUCGUGUAUGGGGCCUUGAUGAAGCAGGGAUCCACGCUAGCGCCGAUGGCUGAUUCGACUCGCUUGCUAUUUGCGACAUGGUGGAUCUUCAUUACUAUCCUCACAUCGUUCUACACGGCCAACCUAACAGCUUUCCUUACACUGUCGCGUUUCACCUUGCCUAUAGACGGUCCUAAAGAUCUAACGAAGAACAAGGCUGGUUGGAUAGCACAUAAAGGAUCAGCGUUGGAAUACGUAGUCCAGAACGACAAGGAUUACGAGUACCUGAAUAAAACCGUCAAGGACGGCCGUGGCCGCUUCCUGGAGAUGCCGGACCUCGAUAUGUUCACCUUGGUCAAGAACAAGAAACUGUCUCUACUCAGGGAACGGCGUUCUGUGGAAUACUGGAUGUUCCGAGACUACAUGAUCAAGACAGAGGACAACGUUCCAGAGAAUGAGAGAUGCACCUUCGUAGUGACGCCCAAAUCUUUCAUGGUUCACGGCAUUGCGUUCGCGUACCCAAAGGACAGCGACCUCGGGAGGUUCUUCGAUCCUCUGUUCCAGUCGCUGGUAGAGGCGGGCAUUGUAAAACAUUUACUGAAGCAAGGACUGCCACCAACAGAGAUCUGCCCCUUGAAUCUGCGUAGCACGGAACGUCAACUACGAAAUGGCGACCUCUUCACCACCUACAUGGUAGUCGUCGUCGGUUUCAUCUCUGCUAUCGUCGCCUUUGUCGGCGAGGUGUUUUACACAACGAUGAAGAGGUGUUCUGCAGGGAACAAGACGGAGAUUUCAGACAUUGACUGGACGGGAAACCUAGGUUACAAGAAGUCGCAGCUGUUCCCUCCUUCAUACUCGUCUCUGAUGCAACAACAACAUGGCUUCGGGAAACAUCAGAACAUCAACGGGCGAGACUACCUGGUGAUCAACUCAAAACCCGGGGAUCCACAGCUCAUUCCUGUUCGCGCGCCAUCUUCUUUCCUUUUUCAAUAUUCGGCCUAAUUUUCUAAAGAUCGAAGUUCUUAAAUGUCUGAAGGGCGCCAUUCGCCGGGAAAGGCUGGAAAAAACGGAGGAACAAUUGGAUCCUGCACCAUGACAGCGCCCCUUAUCGUGCAGCACAAGUUCCAGCCAUCACACAGCCACCUCAUUCUCCUGACCUCGCUCUAUGAGAUUUCUAUCUCAUAAUUCAUGAAGCUCUCAACUACAAUUAGGGACAUCAUUACAACAAAACAUAAACAUACUUCAAUGUACAAGAUAUUCAUAACAGACAAAUAAUAUUUUCUGCAUUAAUUUCUCUUAAUGUCAGUGUGUCAGUGAGCGAUGUAUUGGUUUGAUUAAUAUGUAAUAAAGUUUUGAGAUAAU
Molecule: messenger RNA, 2241 nt
Organism: Cryptotermes secundus
Lineage: Eukaryota; Metazoa; Arthropoda; Insecta; Blattodea; Kalotermitidae
Gene: Ir76b
Product: ionotropic receptor 93a
Exons: 11
Coding region: 283-1881 (532 amino acids)
Biological process (GO): monoatomic ion transport
Cellular component (GO): membrane
Molecular function (GO): signaling receptor activity; ligand-gated monoatomic ion channel activity
Source: RefSeq, a predicted model, not a curated record